AUGGCAAGAGUUACGAGAGUCUUGAAGAGAAGUUGCAUGGGUGGGUUUGAGAUCUUCAAGGAUAGUAGUAACUACUUACUUGGGUUGAAUGAGUAUGAGGAUUUGAGCCAUGAGGAAUUCAAAAUUAUGUAUUUAGGACUAAAGGUUGAGUUUCCUAAGAGGAGGGGGUCCCCUGAAGAAUUCACUUACAGGGAAGUCGUGGAUUUGCCCAAAUCUGUAGACUGGAGAAGAAAGAAAGUUGCUGUCACUCCUGUUAAAAACCAAGGCUCCUGUGGUAGAUGUUGGGCAUUUUCAACAGUAGCAGCAGUUGAAGGCGGCAACCCUUAUUCGAUAGGCGUUGUGGAACUGAGCUGGAUCACCGAGUGGCUGCUGUUGGAUAUGGAUCAAAGGGGGAAGCAUCACGCCAGUAGAAAAAGUGAAGCUACAAAGCAGGUUGUUGCUACUAGCUUGGACAUUGUUCCAUCUCCCCCAACAUCCCAUUUGGUUGCCUUAAAGUUUCUAGGGAACAAAGAGGGCCUGGAUACUCUUUUGUCAUCGAUGUGGAGAUAG
Ilex paraguariensis (yerba mate) is the source of this 549-nucleotide messenger RNA. The record is from the annotation of a GenBank genome assembly. NCBI's taxonomy places the organism in Eukaryota, Viridiplantae, Streptophyta, Magnoliopsida, Aquifoliales, Aquifoliaceae.